Messenger RNA from Lytechinus pictus (painted urchin), 5278 nucleotides. Its product is annotated as cyclic AMP-responsive element-binding protein 1-like. Gene Ontology annotation, biological process: regulation of transcription by RNA polymerase II. The record is from RefSeq and is a predicted model, not a curated record. Gene Ontology annotation, molecular function: RNA polymerase II cis-regulatory region sequence-specific DNA binding; DNA-binding transcription factor activity, RNA polymerase II-specific; protein binding. The transcript has 7 exons. The coding region runs from base 17 to 817 and encodes 266 amino acids. Lineage: Eukaryota; Metazoa; Echinodermata; Echinoidea; Temnopleuroida; Toxopneustidae. Gene Ontology annotation, cellular component: transcription regulator complex; nucleus.
GAACAACUGCUCACCUAUGCCGGUUUCCAUGGUGAUGACGCCAACCACCACACCCCUCAAUCAGGUGCAGUCAGUCAUACAAUCAAACAACCAGCAUUCCGUCAUUCAGGCUACACCUGUUGUACACAUUCAGGUUGAGGAAGAUAGUUUGACUGUAGAUGGUGAGACUGAGAGAAAGAAAAGACAAGAAAUCCUGUCACGAAGACCUUCCUACAGGAGGAUAUUAAAUGACCUGUCAUCUGAUGUUCCUGGAGUACCAAAGAUUGAAGAAGAGCCAGCAGGAAGUGAUGAGUCUGAGGGUACACAGAGUAUCAUUGUAUCUGGAGGAACAGCUAUUCAAAACCUACCAACUGGAGCAGCAACAAUCCAGAUAGCAAACCCUGCUGGUGAUGGUGUCCAGGGUAUCCAGACGUUAACAAUGACCAGUGCUGGUGGCUCAGGAAUUGUCCAGUCCAUUCAGACCCAAGACGGUCAACAGUUCUUUGUGCCAGCUGCUACGGGUGAGUACCCUGUGAACAUUGCCCGUCUUGGUGAAGUGCAAGCAUACCAGAUUAGACCCGCUACAUCAUUACCUCAGGGUGUGGUUAUGACUGCACCAUCUAACCUACAACAACAACAAGUGAUGGUAGAAGAGGCUGGAAGAAAACGAGAACUCAGACUUAUGAAAAACAGGGAGGCAGCUAAAGAGUGUAGACGGAAGAAGAAAGAAUAUAUCAAGUGUCUUGAGAACAGAGUGGCUGUCUUAGAAAACCAGAACAAAACAUUAAUAGAGGAACUCAAAUCACUCAAAGAGUUAUACUGUCAUAAAUCAGAUUAAGGUAUGCUGGACAUUGUGUCGGAGCUUAUUUUGAUGAACGCAAAGUGCCACAGAGAGUGCAAGAUUGUGGAGUACUCUACGUGCACUAUGUCAAGAACGUCAAGAGUUCUGUAGACUGAAGAAGAUACCUGCUGGAAGUGCUUCUAAUCAUCAUGUAUUGCCUUGUAUGCAAUCAUUGCACAAUGCUCAUUGCACAGCCACAUCACCAAUACAGGCAACAGAAGAAAGACUCUGGAUGUGAUCAAUCAAAUGCUGAUGAUUGGUUUUAUUGUAUAUAAGUAUUUUUCUUUUUACUUGUAAAGGAAAAAGGAUGUCUGAUCGCUCAUUUCUUGUGCACCUUGACGGAAGCCAUGAGAGCACUUUUUAUAAAAGUUGUCAAGAAGUGUUAUUGGUAUAUAAUUGUAAGAGUGUCUAUAUUUUCAUACUUGAUUAAGACAAUUUAAGGGGAAAGGAUUUCGAUCUUAUCAAUUGUACAAGAGCUAGUUGUUUGACAGAGUCAAGUUGUUGAAAUGAAUUUAUACAUAAUCAGCUGAAUCUUCAACCUGGUUCAUUUGAAAUAUUUGAAUAGGAAAGCUUGCAUUGAUUUUAUCACAGAAAAACAAUGUAAUAUUUAUUUAAUUUACUUUGAAAUUUGAUUGUAUCUAAUAGUUCAUUUAUUUUUAAUAUUUUCCAGGUUUUUAUGAUAAUUGGUAUAUAGUUGUUUUGGUAAUCCCAAAGAACAACUUUAUGGAUUUUUUUUUCCAUAAAGAUGUAAAACAUGCAAUUUUAUUGUCAGCGUUAGGGAAACUAAUUUCUUUAUGGUUAAUCUGACUUCAAUAAGAGUUUAGUGGAAUUCAAAGAUUCCCAUGUUUUAUUUUUAUGUUUGUGUGAAAUAAUUUCUUCCAAAAUGAGGUCAAUUAUUAGGUUUAAUAUUGCAGGAUACUCCUUCUGUACCUGUAUUACACCAUUAGCUCUGAACAGGUCUGCUCUGAACUUGACAUACCACAUAGUUUAAACAAGGAAUUUCAACAUGCAUGUGCAUGUAAUAUAAUUUAUAUUAAGCAUAAGCAUAAAAAACCUAGUUAAUCAUAUACUAUUUCUUGCCAUCAUAAAGAAAUUGUUAGUAAUUGAUCUGAUAGCUGAAACAAUUUAACUCUUGCACACAGUUUUAAAGUAAAAUGCCCAUAUCCUUGUUUGUGUACUAGUUUUUUUUUCAUUGAUAACACCACAAGAAAGCAUUUUAAUACUCCAUACAGUCCCAGCAAAUUUGUGCCUUUUCUGAGGAACAAGUUUUCUUCAUUUCAGAGGAUAGAGAAUUUGACAGCCUUACAUCAGUCCUGUAACUCAAAUUAUAAGAAUACAGUGUAUUUAAUAAUACCCUCCCCCAUUCACUUUUCCUCUCUUCUAUGUAUUUUGUUGAAGUUACAGGGUAAUACUUUACUGAAUUGAAUGUGUAUUUUCUCAGUCUAUAUGAGUACUGUCAUUUUAAGAUGAGAUCUGCGUAAGCCCAGAGAAUUUAUAGCAUUUAUAGAUGUCCAAAGUAAAUUAAAAAUGUAAAUUGAAAAUUUUACAAAACUUUGACAAUGCCACUUGUUUGUUUUUUAACCUUUAUUUGUUGUUAAUUUUUGUCUCAGCAGCAGAGAGCCAUUCAGGCCCGAAUACACAAAGGUGGUUUUGAAGUUCAUCGGUUUAUGCAGAUUUCAGGCGUCCAUUUUGUCACUAUGUGGCAAAUGGACGCCUGUUGCCUUGGUUGAGUACGCCAUUUAUUCACGAGUCCACCUGUCAUGAAUCAAUUCAGCACAGUGGAUUUAUCAGGCCUUUAUGGCUGCCUAUCCUUAUCUUCAUUCUCAAUACAGAAAUUGUAAAUCAAAGGGCUGGUUUCUGCUAUUGUGGAGUGAUAUCUCCUUGCAUAUAUUUAUGUAGCCAUCUGAGCCAUCUUAUACCACACUUUAGUCAAGUGAGUAAAUUAAGUAGUCAAUGAAAAUUACAGACAGCACUCUUCAUGAAUCGCUCCUCUGAUUGACAUGUGGAACUUAGGUUUGGAAAUGUAACAUUUUAGAACUUACAAUGUAGGUUUUGAAAUAUAACAUUUUAGAACUUAGGUUUUGAAAUAUAAUAUUUAGACAUCACUCCUUUGAAUAAAAGCCAUUUUGCCAGAUGUAUGUUUAUAUGAUGCUAUGGGGGGCAUUGGUAAAGCAAUGGCAAUAAAAACAAUAUUCAUUAGGACUUUGUGUCCUAGCAAACCUAACAUCCACUCUGGACACAGAAGAUAUGACACAAGAACUAGGAUAGAAACAAGGAAAGUAGUUUGACAUAGUAAUUAAGAUCACGUUUGGUUGCACUGUAGGCAACUCAUAAGUAUUAUUUAACAUCUAAAUUUGAAUUCAAUUCAAAUUAAUUUCUAACAGAAAAGAUACAGUUAUUACAUGAUUAUAGAGCUAAAAACAGAUUCAAAGGGUUUAUUUUGGUUUUUAUAAGCAAAUGAAAUCUUAAAGCAUGAUGGCAUUGUAAUAGAUCUCAAAAUGUGGUUGUAAUAUAAUGAACAACUGACUUAUUUUUCCCUCUUUAUUUUUAUAUGUACAUAAUAUAUACACACUGGGCCCAAAAUAUAAAGCUUUGAAAUUGAUAAUUGGGUUGAUUUUUAUGAUUGACUGUAUUAUGAUCAAUAGUUCCAAGAUGAAUCAAUAAAGGCCCUGGUCUGCCUUGAAGUAAAUAUUGAUGAGUCAAAAUGAAGACUGGUUGUAGUUUCUCUCACUUGUUGUUGUACAUAUUUCAUAUCUUAAAGUGAUGAGAACUACAAGACUGGUGCUUGCUGGGCAAGUGGUCUUUCAAGAUGAAAGACAAUCUAGAGAGGCAGAAUUAUUUUUUUUCUUGGUAUGUUACAUCGUCAUAAAUGCUGAAUUUAGACUUUCCAAGCCGUUUGAAUUUUCUCAAAUUGGUAUUUCUCUGGUGUCUUACACUGGAUAUGUAUGUAUGUGUUCAGAUAUGUGUACUUUUCCUACUUCUAUGUUUGAAUUAUUGUGGUUUGUUAAUACCAUCCAUGAUCGAGUUGUAGAUUGUAUUUAAUUUGUAAACACUUGAAAUGUAUAAGAAUUAACAAGUAAAAUUUAAUGACAGAAGGAUACAUGUAUGUUUCUAUAUGGACUUAAAUUCUAAAGUUUUCAUCUUGAAAUUAUUGCUAGUUAUUUUUAAUACAAUGUGUUGUGAGAAUUUUAUUUGUAAUCAAUUUUAAUUUUAUUAUGAUUUGAAUUAUUGAAUCUUUCUUUCAAAUGACUAUGUUUCAUAAAACUUGUGAAUGUUCAUUGCAUUGAGGCUAACAGGGAUCCUUGCAUUUGAUUGGUUGUGCGAAGCUGAAUUCUAGGUCUGUAGCCAUUCUUAUUGAUAGACAAGUUUUAUGAAAUAGGGUCCAUUGUCUUACUCACUUGCAACACAAUCAAAAUUGUGAUUCACUUUCACAAACUUGCAAAUUGUAUUUGGUCAUAUCAAUGAUGUUCAUAUCAGUCUUGUGAUUAAAGAUAUAUAAAUGUAGUUGGAAUGAACACUGAUUUCAUGAGAAAACCUGUACAACCAAUGUUGAUUAUCACUGUAUCAUCAUAAACAGUUAAACCCGGGAAGUUGGAGUUAGAACUUAACUUUGUGAAAUCCUUCCAACUUCCCUCCAACUCCAACUUUCGAUCCAAUUAAUAAAAAAAUCACACAGAAGACCGUCAACAUAGAUCAGCACAAGUGGGGCAGUGUAUUACUACCGAUAUUGGAUAAAGACUCCAAAUUUCAGCUGGAAUGCCAAGAUUACAUGUACUUUGCUAAUUUCUCAGCAAUUACCGGUACACAAUUUCUUUCAGAAUAUGUUUUACACCGUCAGAUUCUGAACAACCUCAGUUUGAAAUCAUUACCACAACUGGCACUUAUGCCUAAUCCCGAACGUUCAUGUGGCAUUAUUGAGUUUGUGAAACUAUUGUUGAUCGUUGUAUACUUGUUCACCAUACUGUGAGGCUAUUUAUGUGGUUCCCAUGUGUUAACCCUAAAAGGACUGAGCUAAGAAGACAGGGAGGGGGGGGGGGGGUGAUUCAGCCCCCAUAUGAUCUCGGCCAUCGACCGUACAAUCGUGAUGAAAAUUGGCAUAUGAAUUACCCAUGGCAUAAUUUACAAAACUGUAAUAUCAAAUCCUACAUAAAUCUUUUUGCUGCCACAUAACCAUCCUCACAUUUCUCUCCCUUUCACCCCUUCCUACAAUUAAUACCAGCGUAGGGAUCAAGUUUUAAUUAAAUGUAUGUAUUCAUGUCUAUUUUUUAUUCUCCGCUCUCUGUCCAUGUUUGUAUCAUUUGAAAUUGUAGAUUUUUUUUCUAAAUGGAGUUCUACAAGUGUCUUGAAAUAUACUGUGUUAAAAGUUCUGUCAAUUGUCACUUGCAAUUUGCUAUUGUACUUCUGCAUGUACAUUGUAUAUAUGGCAUGCUUUCCAUUAAAUUGGAAUAUUUCAACAAA